CACUGUGGGAAUAGUGAAUUAAUGAAUUGCUAAUUAAAACGUGUGUGAAUAAGAAGGUAAAUGAAAAACAGCUUUGAAAAAAGAUUCAGGAGCAGUGAAUUGAAGAGACAGAAAAAAGCAAUUAGGGAUGCGAUGGCAAUUAGACCUCCGCAGGUAGGGAUAUCUCCUUCCCUACUCCAAUUAGGGUAAUAGGAAGCAGCAUCCAUCAGAAUCAGAAAUAAAUGGAGAAGCUCAGGAAGAACCUGAACCAACUUGAUCUGGAGAAAGAGGGGGCGGAUGAAGGUGGAAGGCAAAACAAGGACCCAAACAAACUGCCCCAGGAUAUUGCGCUGCGCCUGGGCGCACGGCGGCCGGAUGGAGCGCUUGGUCCGUGUUCCCUACAGCUUGUACCCGGGCUAUGGGAACACGCUGCCUUUGGGCCAGCCUGGACUCUCUGAACACAAACAGCCCGACUGGAGGCACAACAACGGCCCCCCCGCUUUCCUGGCCAGGCCGGGGCUGCUGGUGCCCUCCAACGCCUCCGACUACUGCGCGGACCCUUACAAGAGGGCCCAGCUUAAGGCCAUUCUCUCCCAGAUGAACCCCAGCCUGAGCCUGCGUCUGUGCAAGGCCGACACCAAGGAGGUGGGCGUGCAGGUGAGCCCCCGGGUGGACAAGUCCGUGCAGUGCUCACUGGGGCCUCGCACCUUGCACAGCCGCUCCCCCUGGGGCAGCACGGGGCACAAGGCGCCCCUGUCAUCCUGGGGAGUCUAUUCGCCAGUGAUGGGCCGCAGGGGCCUGGUGCGGCUGCAGAUGAAUGGGGAAGACGAGGAGAGGAAGGCGCUUUCGGGUCCUCCCGAGGCCAGCCAGCCGCCGCCGCAGCUGCCGCCACCAACACCAAGGUCGGAAGAGGACCAGCAGGAGGAACUCCGGCAACAGGAAGAGUUGGGGGAGGAAGAUGCCUCAAGUCCUCGCGAAAGGAAGAGCAAGCAAGCUCAGGGAGACGCCAGCGAGCCGCUCCGGAAGCCCAACUUCCAGUUUUUAGAACCAAAAUAUGGCUAUUUUCACUGUAAAGAUUGUAAGACGAGAUGGGAGAGUGCUUAUGUGUGGUGCAUUUCUGGAACUAAUAAGGUUUAUUUCAAACAACUCUGUUGCAAAUGCCAAAAGAGUUUUAACCCUUAUCGAGUAGAAGCAAUCCAAUGCCAGCUUGCUCACUGUACAAGCUAUAGAACUGAAGCCCUCAAGGACUGUCUUCACACAGAUGCCGAUUAAAUACAACUCUGUACUCCAGCCCCAGGUUCAAAAUUCAAGGAGCCGUGUGGAGGACAGGCUCUCGGUGCUCCAGCCAGGCAUCAGGACUGUGCCACUGAGGUGCGAGAGCCAAGUUCCGGACACUGGUCCACAAGAGACCUCCCAGCUCCAUGUAAUAUCAAACGGCAAAAGUCUCCCAGAGAUCUCCCAUCUCAACACCAAGACCCAGCUCCACUCAACGACCAGCAAGCUACAGUGCUGGACACCCUAUGCCAAACAACUAGCAAGACAGCAACACAACACCAUCCACUAGCACAGAGGCUGCCUAAAAUCAUAAUAAGGCUACAGACACCCCAAAACACACCACCAGACAUGGACCUGCCCACCAGAAAGACAAGAUCCAGGCUCAUCCACCAGAACACAGGCACCAGUCCCCUCCACCAGGAAGCCUACACAACCCACUGAACCAACCUUAGCUACUGGGGACAGACACCAAAAACAAUGGGAAAUAAGAACCUGCAGCCUGUGAAAAGGAGACCCCAAAUACAGUAAGUUAAGCAAAAUGCGAAGACAGAGAAACAGCAGAUGAAGGAACAAGACAGAAGCCCACCAGACCUAACAAAUGAAGAGGAAAUAGGCAGUCUACCUGAAAAAAUUCAGAAAAAUGAUAGUAAAGAUGAUCCAAAGUCUUGGAAAUACAAUGGAGAAAAUACAAGAAACGUUUAACAAGGACCUAGAAGAACUAAAGAGCAAACAAACGAUGAUAAACAGCACAAUAAAUGAAAUUAAAAAUUCUCUAGAAGGGAUCAAUAGCAGAAUAACUGAGGCAGAAGAACGGAUAAGGGACCGGGAAGAUAAAAUAGUGGAAUUAACUACCGCAGAGCAGAAUAAAGAAAAAAGAAUGAAAAGAAGAGAGGACAGUCUCAGAGACCUUUGGGACAACAUUAAACACACCAACA
Molecule: messenger RNA, 2189 nt
Organism: Physeter macrocephalus (sperm whale)
Lineage: Eukaryota; Metazoa; Chordata; Mammalia; Artiodactyla; Physeteridae
Gene: ZAR1L
Product: zygote arrest 1 like
Exons: 5
Coding region: 277-1251 (324 amino acids)
Biological process (GO): translation
Cellular component (GO): cytoplasm
Source: RefSeq, a predicted model, not a curated record